GAAGAACGAGAAAAGAAGAAGACGAAGAAGGAAAAGAAAGAGAAGGAGAAGAAAGGGAAGAAGGAGAAGGAGAAGAAGGUGACAAAAAAGAAGAAGGAGACAGAGAAGAAAAAGAAGAGGGACAAAAGGAAGAAGAAGAUGAGGAAGGAGAAAGACAAAAAAAAGCAGACAAAGAAGAAGGAGAAGAAGAUGAUAAAGAAGCAGAAGGAAACAAAGAAGAUGAGGAAGGAGAAGAAGGAAACAAAAGAGGAGACAAAGAAGGAGAUGAAGAAGAAGUAGAAUGAGAACAAGGAGAAGAAGAAGGAAACAAAGAAGAAAAAGGAAUAUAUGGGGGGUGGAGGAGAAGACGAAGAAGGAGACAAAGAAGAGGGAGAAGGAGGAAAGGAAGAAGAAUAUGAGGAGGAAGGAAACAAAAAGAGACAAAGAAGAAGGAGAAGAAGUGGACCGAGAAGAGGGAGAAGAAGAAAAAGCAGAAGGAGAAGGUGACCAAGGAGCCACAGACGUAGAGUGAGAAGAAUGAGAAAAACAAAAAGAUGGAGAAAAAGCUGAUGACGAAAAGAAAAAGAAGAACAAUAGGUAGAAGAAGGAGGAGAAGGAAAA
This is a messenger RNA of Dunckerocampus dactyliophorus (ringed pipefish), 600 nucleotides long. RefSeq lists its product as uncharacterized. The transcript has a single exon. The annotation marks the transcript as partial. NCBI's taxonomy places the organism in Eukaryota, Metazoa, Chordata, Actinopteri, Syngnathiformes, Syngnathidae. The record is from RefSeq and is a predicted model, not a curated record.